CGGCGGAGCUCAGCGAAAAGGGCGUCUUGGAUGGCCUCGUCCCGUCGUCGCCUUCGUCCCUUCUCUCUCCUCUGAAGCGGGAGAACGAGCGAGGAACAGACGGGAACCCUGUCCCGUCUUCUCGUCUUGCCCCGAAGAGAUUCUUGGAGACGAACGCUCGUAGUCGUAGAUCGGAUCGUAGAAGCCUUUAGAGAAAGCGCUCUGGAACGGCGGAAGCCUUGGAUUGCAUCAGUUCUUCUUUUUCUUCCCUAAUUCCUUGUGCAGGUGGAUCGAAGCAAGGUACUUUAGCGUUUGUUAUGAUUGGGAGAAGAAGAAAGUGAAAAGGGGCCUUUUCUUCUAUUCGGUCAAUGUUUUCAAGAAGAGUGGGGGUGGAUAUUUGUAGCCUUAUCUAGGGAUCCUGGACGCGAUAUCGAAGUUUUUUUUUGGGGUAUGGAUCGAAUCUCGAUGCCCUUAUGGAGAAGUAACUCAUUGGUAUGGGUUUCUUGAAGAGCUUUAUGAUGAACAUUUGAGGCUCUUGGGACAGGAAUCUGGAAAUUUUAUGUGGACUUAAUAGUAAGAAAGGCAAAAUGAACAACACUUUCAACAAUCAAGUUUUAGCUGAAAAGUUAUCUAAGCUCAACAAUUCACAACAAAGCAUUGAAACAUUGUCACAUUGGUGUAUUUUUCACCGGAAGAAAGCCAAAGAAGUUGUUGAGACAUGGGAGAAACUGUUUAAUAGCUCUCCGAAAGAACAAAAAGUCUCUUUUCUGUAUCUGGCAAAUGAUAUUCUACAGAACAGCAGGCGCAAGGGGAGUGAGUUCGUAAAUGAGUUUUGGAAGGUCCUUCCUGGAUGUUUGAAAAAUGUAUAUGAGAAUGGAGAAGAAAAUGGAAAGAAAGUGGUCAUGAGAUUAGUAGAAAUAUGGGAUGAAAGGAAAGUCUUUGGUUCUCGUGGACGAAUCCUUAAAGAUGAUAUUCUUGGUAAUGCUCCUUCUUUGUUGGAUAACAAUGGAAAGAGUUCGAAUCCUAUAAAAGUAGUAAAGAAAGAUGCAAGUUCAAUAAGAAUUAAAUUGGCUGUUGGAGGAAUGCCUGAGAAGAUAGUAACUGCAUAUCAAGCCGUACUUGAUGAACACUUCAAUGAAGAUACUGCCUUAAAUAAAUGCAAAGCUGCUGCUUGUUGUGUUGAGAAGAUGGAGAAGGAUGUUAAUGAUGCCCGUGCUCAAGGUAAUCAGCAAGGAUCACCAUUGAUAAAUGACCUUCAGGAGCUGGAAACUAUUCUAAACCAAUGCACUGAGCAACUCGAAAGUGUCAAAUUGGCUAGAUCAUCCUUGAUUGCUCUGCUAAAAGAAGCACUUGAGGAACAGGAAUCAAAGCUGGAGCAUGUCUGCACUCAAAUACAAGUUGCUCAAGCUGAGAUUGAACAUGCCAACAACAUGAGGCAGAUACUUGGUUCAGCUACCAGUGGCAAUGGUGCCAGCCCUAGCCUCGCCCCUCCAAACAUGACCCAGCCUAUCAUGACUUUUCCACCAGAAGCAACCCCUGUCACAGAACCCAACCUUUCUCCCACAAAACCCAUCAUCCCGCAAGUUCAACCACCACAACCUGUGAUGACUUUUGCAAGUACCUUAACCAGUGCAGAAGAGGAGCAAAAGAAAGCAGCAGCAGCUGUCGCAGCAAAGCUCGCUGCUUCAUCUUCCUCAGCACAAGUGCUGACCUCUAUUCUAUCAUCUUUGGCUGCUGAAGAAGCUGCUUCCAAAAAUAGUGGUCUAAGUACAGGAGUCUUUGCGAGCAGCCCACAGAUUUUCCCAGUGGACAAAAGACCCCGACUCGAGAAGCCCAUGGCUGUCUCUGAUACGAGUAAUGGGUCCUAUUUCGGACAGGUUCAGCAUCAGGCACCGCAGCAUAUGACAUCCAUUCCUCUUGCACUGCCCCAAGGCUCGGCCACAACUAUGCAGCCAUUUUCCCAGGCUAAUCAGGCAAGUCAACCAUUUUCACCACCUCCACCACCUUUGCCACCAGUGCCACCACCACCAGUGCAGCAGCAGUAUGCACAACAGACUAGUGGAAUGAUGGUAGGCGUGGUACCUUUUGGGUAUGUGGGUAAUCCUCUUCCCCCCCCACCUCCUCUGCCGACCCAUGUAUCAAUGGGGUUGACAAGACCUGGCGCUCCACCUCCGCCACUGCCUCAGCAGCAGCAGCCGCCACAGCAGCUGCAGUCGGCUCCAGGAGGGUUUUACCGGUCCCCAGGAAUUGGCUUGUAUGGGCAGGUGCAGACAACUCCACCGGUCCAACGACAAUGAAGAGUGUUGGCUUCGGGUCUUCCACAUGACCCAAUCUGUUUUAAUAUGUAUAUUAGUAGCCCUUUUUUUGGGUAAUCAUAUUUAAUGGAAUGGGUAGAUAUAGCCGAGGCAAAGCAGGAUCAGCACUGAUGGAAAUGUCUGUUGACAGAAGCAUGGGUUUGUUAUCUGUGGGGGCAUGCAUGUCUCCAUUCUUUGUAAGCUCAACAGUCUAGUUGUUUUUUGUUCUCAUUGGAUGAUGACCCAAUUUCUGUUGAUGGCAUUAAGAGAAGAGGUAAACUUAACGUUACAACCCUCAUCUUCUCACUUCUCACAGAUAAUGUUGGUUUUUUGGGCCAAUGCAAGUCUUAAUGAUUAAGGGAAAUUUUUUGUACACUAC
This is a messenger RNA of Elaeis guineensis (African oil palm), 2652 nucleotides long. The record is from RefSeq and is a predicted model, not a curated record. NCBI's taxonomy places the organism in Eukaryota, Viridiplantae, Streptophyta, Magnoliopsida, Arecales, Arecaceae.